Oryzias latipes (Japanese medaka) is the source of this 4252-nucleotide messenger RNA. RefSeq names its product eph receptor B6 (gene ephb6). Gene Ontology annotation, cellular component: plasma membrane; dendrite. The record is from RefSeq and is a predicted model, not a curated record. Lineage: Eukaryota; Metazoa; Chordata; Actinopteri; Beloniformes; Adrianichthyidae. Gene Ontology annotation, molecular function: protein binding; transmembrane-ephrin receptor activity; ATP binding. Gene Ontology annotation, biological process: protein phosphorylation; ephrin receptor signaling pathway; axon guidance.
CUCUUUCUCUCUCUUUCAUGCUCCCUCCUUUCCUCUCUGUCUGUCAGUGUCAUUCUGUAGAGGAGAUGUGGAGUUUGUUUCUGUCUCUCUGUCUGUUUUUCCAGCCUAACUCAGCUGAGGAAGUGAUGCUGCUGGACACAACGGAGAAUACCUCAGAGCUGGGCUGGACCACCUAUCCAGACACAGGGUGGGAUGAGGUCAGCGUCCUGGACGACAAGGGGAAGCUCAUUCGAACCUUUGAGGUCUGUAAUGUCAACCAAAACGCCCGUCAGCAGGACAACUGGCUAGCGACCCCGUUCUUGUACCGCCACUCCGCUCCACGGGUGUUUGUGACUCUCCGUUUCUCGGUGCGAGACUGCGCCAGCUUACGGACGCCUUCACCCACUUGUCGAGAAACACUCACCCUGUACUACAAACAGGCUGACUCCCAAAGGGAGCUGAUGAGGACCUGGGUGGCAGAGCCAUCAAGUGGGGACAAAGAGACAAGGGAAGGCUGGGUAAAGAUUGAUACAAUUGCAGCAGAUAAGAGUUUUUCCAAAGUGGAGCCUAGUUCACCUCACCAGUACCAACCCAACAGAUACAGCCGUAUCAACGUUAAAACCCGCAGCUUUGCUCCACUUACACGCAAAGGAUUCGUUUUGGCCAUUGUUGACAGUGGUGCUUGCGUUUCCCUCAUGGGUGUGUCUAUCUUCUACCGGCGCUGUCCAAAUACAAGCCUCUACUUGGCCUCGUACCCAGCUACCCCUUCGGGUGCAGAGCCAACUGCCCUGGUGCCCGUGACUGGGACAUGUGUCCCUCACAGUAAAGCACAGGGAGGCACGCCGCCCCGCAUGCACUGCAACGCUGAAGGGGAGUGGAUGGUGCCCGUUGGAGGAUGUGUCUGUGAUGAAGGUUAUGAGCCAAACAUCAACGGAUCCGCCUGCUUGGCUUGUCCUGUGGGCUACUUCAAGUCAGUUCCUGGCUCUGUUCCCUGCUCUGUGUGUCCCUCCAACAGCAGAACCAGCCAGGAGGGAUCAAGUGUGUGUGAAUGUCGCAGCGGCUUUUAUCGGUCUGCUAACGAUGCCAACUCCUCUGCCUGCACAACUCCUCCAUCUGCACCAGUCUCCCUGACCUGGGAGUAUGAAAGCGGUGAUGGCGGGGUGUCCUUAAGAUGGCGCCCUCCGCUGGACAUGGGAGGACGCAGUGAAGUGUGGUACGGCGUGGUGUGUCGGAUUUGCCCCUCACCCACCUUCACCAAUCCGACGGCGUGCUCAUGGUGCGGAGAGGGCGUCACCUUCAGUCCCUCCCAGACCAACCUGAAACAAACCAAAGUCACGCUCAACAACCUGCUGACGCGCGUCACCUAUCUUAUCCAGGUUCAAGCCAUAAACGAGGUGUCAGCUUUGAGCCCUUUUCCAGCUCGAUACGGGAGCAUCAAUUUCACCACUAGCCAGUCCGUUCCCAGCACAGUUCCCAUGAUGCACCAGCUGAGCCGUGCUCCAGACUCCAUCACUCUCUCAUGGCCACAGCCAGACAGGCCCAACGGAGACAUCUUGGAGUAUCAGCUCAGAUACUACGACAAGGCGUCAGACAUGGACGGGGCAAUGACUGUGUACAGCGAGACCAACACAGUGACCGUCAACUCCCUGAUUCCUGGCUCCAUCUACGCCUUCCAGAUCAGGGCCCGCAACGAGCGGGGCUACGGCCCUUACAGCAACACCAUCUACUUCACCACGCUGCCUCUGGAGGAGCAUUCCCAGCAGAUCCAGAACCGACUUCCUCUGCUCGUGGGCUCCGUGAUGGGUGGAGCAGCCUUCCUUCUAGUUGUGGUAGCAAUUGUGGUUGUGGUUGUGUUUCGCAGCAAGAGAAGGGAGAGUCCUUACAGUGACAGACUGCAGAGGUACAUCAGUAACCGCGGUGGAAUAAAAUACUACGUUGACCCAUCAACAUAUGAAGACCCCAGUGAGGCAGUUAAAGAAUUUGCCCGUGAAAUAGACCCCGCCCACCUGAAGAUUGAGGAAGUGAUUGGUGCUGCCCAGUUUGGUGAGGUUUCCCGAGGGCGUUACCGCCCUGUGGGCCGCAGGGAGGUGUUGGUGGCAGUCAAGACUCUGCGCUGGGGGGCGUCUGACAGGGAGAGGGGGAUGUUCCUCAGUGAGGCAGGUGUCCUGGGGCAGUUUGAUCACCCAAAUGUGCUGAAGUUAGAGGGGGUUGUCACCCGUAUUCCUCCUGAGAGGAUCAUCACAGAGUUCAUGGAGAACGGGCCCCUAGAUGCCUUCCUCAGGGAGAAUGAAGGCCAGUUCAGCGUUCUUCAGCUGGUCGGGAUGCUCAGAGGAGUCGGUGCUGGGAUGCGUUACCUCUCAGAGAGAAACUUUGUCCACAGGGACCUGGCAGCCAGAAACGUCUUGGUCAACUCCAACCUGGUUUGCAAAGUGUCCGACUUUGGCCUCUCCAGGCUCAUGAGGGGCCUUGACCACAACAUCCCCACAUACACCGCCUCUCUGGGCAGUAAGAUUCCUGUGAGGUGGACAGCGCCUGAAGCUUUCCAGCAUCGCAAGUUCAGCUCAGCAAGUGAUGUCUGGAGCUUUGGCGUUCUGAUGUGGGAGGUGAUGUCCUAUGGCGAGCGUCCAUACUGGGACAUGAGCAACCAGGAGGUGAUGAAGGCUGUGGCGGACCAGUAUCGGCUCCCCGCCCCCCAUAACUGCCCCCCCGCCCUGCACUCACUGAUGCUUCAGUGCUGGCAGGCUGAGCGAGCGGACCGGCCAGGCUUCGACUCCAUCCUGUCGUCUUUGGAUCGCCUCAUAAGACACCCUGCCUCCCUGAAGGCCGAGCCAACGCGAAGCUGCUCACAGCCGCUCCUCAGCCCCACUCCCACAGACCUAUCGUCGGUGGUGACUGUCAGUGAUUGGCUGAGGGCCCUGAGGAUGGAGAGAUAUCAGGAUGAAUUUGAUCGAGCUCAUCUUGACUCUUUGGAUAAAGUCAGCAGACUUGUUAUUGAGGAUCUUCAGGGUCUGGGCGUGAACCUGUUGGGACACCAGAGGAAGAUCGUGAGUGCAGCCCAGCAGCUCAGAGCCCACCUGACGCAGGGACAGGUGGAGGUGUGAAAACUACCCUCAGCAGAGGCUGUGCCACGGAUCGAUAAAGUUUUCACUUUUUUCUGCAACGGCUUUUUUGUUUUGAUGGAGCACACUUAGGGAGCACUAGGAAGAGUGAAAACUGAGAGUCCUAACAAGUCACCCAAGACUGAAAUCAGAGAGAAGGAUGCCCUCAGGAGUCACAAGUUCAGGUCAAAGGAAGGAGGAAAAAAAGGCUUACAAAGGAUUUCAAGAAUUUUACUUCUGCAAUAUUUCUUUUUGCUAUUGUAAGCAUAUUUUUCCCGAACUAUAGGCUCAAAUGUCCCUAUUCUCAAAGUUCAGUCCAACUACACAGAAAAAUUGCAACUUAAGGACAAAGAAUUGCGUGACGACAAUCAAACCCCUCAUGUGAUUUUCUUUGCUUUAGUUUUAAAUUAAAAACUCUUUAAUGUGUAUAAACUGCCCAGCAGCAACCCAUAGAGACUGAAUGAGGGCCUACCAUUCAUGAAAGCAAUGUUUCCAUAUUUUUUAUUAAACGUGUUUUCGCAAAUUUGCCAUAAAUCACCAGUCCAAAGUAAGUGAUGCAAUCUCUUAGGUUGGGAAUCACUUAUGGCCAUAAAACUGGUCAUUUCAAACCAAUUUCUUUUAAUGAUAAGCCAUUUUUGGGCUCUCUUUUAAAGGGCAUAUUCAGGCUGAGCAAGUCUGUUCACCAUGGAGCUCCUCAAGCAGAGCACUCGUUCUGUCACCUGAGAGGCAAAACACAAGCAUCCAUCUCUGAUGAAGAGAGUUCACCUUCACCCUCCUCAAUGUGUAAUUUUCACACUUCACCUCUAAAUGUUUAAAUUGCCUGAGUGAAGACGCUGAGCCGCUGGUGAAGGUGUGAAAAAUGGACAAAAUCUAAUCUCAUUCACACUCGAAGGAAAAGGAAAACCGUGUAAGUCUGAACCCAUGUGUUGUGUGCAUGAGGCAGCGCUGCUGUGUGCAGCAGGAUUAUGCUGUUCAUGACCCUGUGUGUGUGUGUGCGUGUGUGUGCGUGUGUAUGUGUGUGGGGGUGUGUGUGGAUGUGUGUGUGUGUGUGUGAGCGUUUCAGGAAAGUGUGUCAGGCUACACACAUCACUAGCUGUUUACUUGUAAAAGUGUUACCACAACUCUGUAUUUGUGAAAGAAUUUGUAAAAUAAAUAUGGUUUUAUUUAAAAAGUGG